Naegleria lovaniensis is the source of this 984-nucleotide messenger RNA. RefSeq lists its product as uncharacterized. Lineage: Eukaryota; Heterolobosea; Eutetramitea; Acrasida; Naegleriidae. Gene Ontology annotation, cellular component: cytoplasm. The transcript has a single exon. Gene Ontology annotation, molecular function: protein binding. The record is from RefSeq and is a predicted model, not a curated record. Bases 1 to 984 code for a protein of 327 amino acids.
AUGGUUGAAAUUACUGAAGAAUUGCUUCGGAAAAGAAGCGAACACAAUGAAGGGCAAUUAUCCACUCUUAAAGAAAUUACAUUGCAUCAAUUUGAUAUUGAGGAAAUUAAUGAAGUAUUGGGAGUCUUUUGCCGAGAAUUACAAAUUUUGUAUUUACAAAACAAUUUGAUUGGGACUAUCAAAAAUUUGCAUCAUUUGAAAGAUCUGAGAUAUCUCAAUAUGGCUGUCAAUAAUUUAACAAGAGUAGAGGGAUUGGAAUCGAAUGAACAUUUAGAAAAAUUGGAUCUGACUGCAAACUUUGUUUGGGAUUUGCUGAGUGUGGAACGAUUGAAAUGCAAUUACAAUUUAAAAGAAUUACACUUGUUGGGUAAUCCUUGCACGAAAUAUGAAAACUAUAGAUUGUUUGUGAUUGGUACUUUGCCUCAUUUGCAAAUUCUCGACGGAGAUAAGGUUUCCAAAAGCGAGAAAAUUCUUGCUGAACAAUUACUUGCUCAAAUUCGAAUCUCCAUCCAAGAAGAACAACAACGAGUCAAUGUGACCGAGUUAAUGAAAGCGAUCGAGCAACGAAAUGAAGACAAGAAGGAAAUUGCAAACUCCAAAAACGAACGAGAGAAGGCACAAGAAAAGAAUAUCGAUGGUAUUGGCGAAGUAGAUCGAUUGGGUUCUUUGUCUAGUGGUCCCAAACUCACACCAGAACAAGAAAUUGAAAAGUAUGGAAAAGUCAUGCAAAAGAAUGAAGGAAAAUGGCAAUUCAAAUUCUUUGAAGAAAAAGGCCACUAUGUGUUAGACAUCCCAGCAGGAAAGUACAUGUCACUCAGCUACGUCGAUAUUGAUGUUCAGCCCACUUGGGUUCGUGUCACCAUUAAGGGGAAAGUACUGCAAUUGAGAUUUGACAAGGAAGUGUCAUCAUCCAAAGCUUCAGCUCAACGAUCGACGGUGACUGGAAAUAUUGUCAUUCGGGUGCCCAUUUCAAACAAUCCAUAA